GGCGGGCCCCGGUCCGGAGCGAUGCUGGGCCGGGCCGGGUACCGGGCGCUGCCCCUCGGGGACUUUGACCGCUUCCCGCAAUCCAGCUUCGGCUUUCUGGGCUCGCAGAAGGGCUGCCUGGACCCCGAGCGGGGCGGCGCGGGCCCGGGGGCCGACUCCCCCCAAAGCUGGUCCUCCUGCCUCUGCCAUGGCAUCAUCAGUUUCCUGGGCUUUCUGCUGCUUUUGAUCACUUUCCCUAUUUCCGGCUGGUUUGCCCUGAAGGUUGUACCCACCUACGAGCGCAUGGUGGUGUUCCGUCUGGGCCGGAUCCGGCCCCCACAGGGGCCUGGCAUGGUUUUACUACUGCCCUUCAUCGACUGCUCUCAGAGGGUGGAUCUGAGGACCCGAGCCUUCAACGUCCCUCCUUGCAAGCUGACCUCCAAGGACGGGGCCGUGCUGUCCGUGGGGGCCGACGUCCAGUUCCGCAUCUGGGACCCGGUGCUGUCGGUGCUGGCCGUGAAGGACCUGAACGCGGCCACCCGCAUGACGGCCCAGAACGCCAUGACCAAGGCUCUUCUCCGGCGGCCUCUGCCCGAGAUCCAGAUGGAGAGGCUCAAGAUCAGCGACCAGCUCCUGCUGGAGAUCAACGACGUGACCCGGGCCUGGGGACUGGAGGUGGACCGGGUGGAGCUGGUGGUGGAGGCCGUGCUGCAGCCGCCCCAGGACGGCCCGGCCGGGCCCGGCCUCGACAGCACCCUCCAGCAGCUGGCUCUCCACUUGCUGGGCGGAGCCCUGAGCCCGGGGGCGGCAGGUGCCCUGCAGCCCCGGCCAGCCACCCCCGACACCUUGGAGAUGCUGAGCGAAGUGGAAGCACCGGCCCCUUGCAGUGCUGUGGGACCCGGCCCUGAGCAGCCCGUGGCGGAGGGGCUGCUGACCGCCCUGCAGCCCCUCCUGUCCGAGGCCCUGGUCAGCCAGGUUGGGGCCUGUUACCAAUUCAACGUCAUCCUGCCAGGCGGUAACCAGAGCGCCUACUUCCUGGACCUCACCACAGGGCGAGGCAGGGUGGGACGUGGGGUGCCCGAUGGUGUCCCCGACGUGGUGGUGGAGAUGGCGGAGGCGGACCUGCGGGCGCUGUUGAGCAGGGAGCUGCGGCCCCUGGGGGCCUACAUGAAUGGGCGGCUGAAGGUGAAGGGCGACCUGGCUGUGGUCAUGAAGCUGGAGGCUGUCCUCAGGGCCCUCAAGUAGGGCCUUCUCCCACACCAGGCCUGGGGGCCCUGGACCUC
Messenger RNA from Dipodomys spectabilis (banner-tailed kangaroo rat), 1262 nucleotides. RefSeq names its product stomatin like 1 (gene Stoml1). Gene Ontology annotation, cellular component: plasma membrane. Lineage: Eukaryota; Metazoa; Chordata; Mammalia; Rodentia; Heteromyidae. The coding region runs from base 22 to 1224 and encodes 400 amino acids. The record is from RefSeq and is a predicted model, not a curated record. The transcript has 9 exons.